AAAUGAACAUUGAACACGUCAAAAUUAUUUUUUUUGUUGAAGUUAUUGAUACGAAACGAUGUUUUGAAAAUGUAUUUGUUGACAAUAAUGGGAUUUGGGAGCGCCUAGAAUAUUCUCAAGACUUUUAUGUGAAAAUUUUUUGUGAUAGGAAAUAAUAAAUGUUUUAGAUGACUGUAAAAAUGAAAGCUCUCGUUGCUGCUGCUAUCAGCCUUGCACUCACAACCGUAGUAAUCGGCAAUGCAUACUACCAGAAGAAACAAUUUUACCCCUCCGUGGUUUACCUCACUAAUUCUAAUCCAAGCAUGGCAGUCAUGUAUUUACAGGGCCUGAUUCUUGUAUUGCUAGUUGGAAAAGUUAUAAGGAAGAUUUUCUUUGGGCAAUUGCGUCCUGCAGAACUUGAGCACUUAAUAGAAAGAUCUUGGUAUGCUAUAACUGAAACAUGUCUGGCGUUUACCGUCUUUAGGGAUGAUUUCAAUCCAAAAUUCAUAGCACUGUUCACUGUGUUAUUAUUCCUGAAAGCAUUCCACUGGCUCGCUGAGGACAGGGUUGAUUAUAUGGAAAGAAGCCCUGUCAUUGGUUGGCUGUUUCAUGUACGAAUCUUAACACUACUCAUGUUGCUAGCACAAGCUGAUUUCUUCUUUAUCCACCAUGCCUAUCAAUUUACUAUUUUACGAGGACCAUCGGUACAGCUCGUGUUUGGAUUUGAGUAUAGCAUAUUACUUGUGAUGAUUGUUAACAUUUUGAUCAAGUAUAUUCUUCAUGCUAUUGAUUCUCGCUGGGAAGCACCAUGGGAGAGCAAGGCUGCUGUACUACUUUACACUGAAUUGGUGAUUAACUUCUUCAAAGUAUUGUUGUAUGUUGGUUUCGUUGCCGUAAUGGUCAGGAUAUAUACAUUGCCACUAUUUGCUUUCCGACCUAUGUAUGAAACUAUGAGGAGUUUCAAGAGAGCUUACAAUGACGUGGUACUGUCUCGACGUGCGAUCAGAAACAUGAACACCCUGUAUCCAGAUGCAACACCUGAAGAGUUGGCUGCGGCAGACAAUGAGUGUAUUAUCUGCCGUGAGGAGAUGCAUGGAGGUGCCAAGAAGCUGCCCUGCAACCACAUAUUCCACGCAGCGUGCCUCCGGCUCUGGUUCCAGCGGCAGCAGACGUGCCCCACGUGCCGGCUGAACGUGUUGCGCGCCCCGGCGCCGGACGUGCCGCACAACGCGCCGAACGCGGCGCCGACGCCCGCGCCCGGGGCCGUGCCGCCGGCGCCCGGGGCCGUGCCACCGCCCCCGCCCUUCCCGAAUAUGCCUCCACCACCAAUGAUGGCGUGGGGCAUGCCACCCCCUCCCCCGCCGCGGCCCGCGUCCCUCGCAACCCUCACUGUGGAGGAGCUGCAGCGAAUGGAAGGCACCGAACGGAGGAAUAUCGAAGCGCGAUUACACCUACUCCGAGAAAUCCAAGCUAUGUUGGACGCGUCCGUACUGUUGAUGCAGCAAUACUCCACUGUCGUUACGAACUUGCCUUUGAAUUGUGCCAAUGUUGCUACCCAGACUGAUAUCAAUCGCACCGAGCCGUCCCCCGUACCGACGCCUGUGAAAGUAAAACCGGAAGUACCAAGCACAUCUUUCACCCCCACCCCUGGCCCGUCGACCAGCACUGAUGACUUCGCAGACGACUUCGAUUUUGAUCGAGUGGAAGAUAUGCCCACGGAAACUCCUAGCGAGACCCUUGAUGCAGACGCCGAAGAGUUAAGGAGACGUCGAUUACAGAAAUUUAGUUUAGAGAAUUGAAUUUUGAUGUAACAGACUCUGCAUUACACUGUCAUAUAUUUUAUUAAUUUUAUUGUACAAAGUGUUUUGGUAUGUGUAAACUUGUGUAUGCUAAUCGAAAAUAAAUGUAUUUAUGUUCUUGUAAAUAUAAUGAGAUAUACACAUGAAUACAUUUAAA
Molecule: messenger RNA, 1935 nt
Organism: Colias croceus (clouded yellow)
Lineage: Eukaryota; Metazoa; Arthropoda; Insecta; Lepidoptera; Pieridae
Gene: sip3
Product: E3 ubiquitin-protein ligase synoviolin
Exons: 11
Coding region: 168-1778 (536 amino acids)
Cellular component (GO): cytoplasm
Source: RefSeq, a predicted model, not a curated record